GUGGCGUCAGCCCAUAACAAAGAUGGCGGUUCGCCUGAAAAGAAGAUGCAGUCGGGCGGCGUAGCGGCCAGUGACACACGAGGAAAGGCUCCAUAUUAGUCGGGAGGAGGAGGAGGCGACCGAGGGAUGUCCGUCUUCCACGACGAAGUGGAGAUCGAGGACUUCGAGUACGAUGAGGAGACGGAGACCUACAGCUACCCCUGCCCCUGCGGGGACCGCUUCCUCAUCGCCAGGGAGGAUCUUGAAAAUGGUGAAGAUGUUGCCACAUGUCCAAGUUGUUCGCUUAUAGUAAAAGUAAUCUAUGACAAGGAACAAUUUAUGCGUGGUGAAGAAGUCUCAGCACCCACAACGAACAAGGAGCUGGUUAAAUGCUGAUGACUGUUAAUAAACUUUGCUGUUCUUGGAAAGUGUGGCGAGAUUUAGAUGGAAGACCUAAGGACACCUGUUUUGAAAACUCUGCACUGAUAGUAGCUGACUGCUUUGCAAUAACUGCCUCUCCUCACAUCAGAGAACUGUUGUGUCAAGAUCCUGGAUGUUCCUGUGUGCCUAAGAAUCUCAUAAUAUUAAAGUUACAUAGUAAUUUUUCAAGCGUCAGAUUGAAAGUAGAAACAAAAGUGUCAUGUUUUUUUCCUCCAAAUUUAUCAAUUCUUUCAAAUAAUCAUUGGUUCAAAGGCUCUUGAAUUCAACCUGCUAAUGUGCAGAGUAUGAACUAUGGGAUCUUGUAAUAAGAACAAGAUUAUAUUGUAUACUGAUGUGCUGGAUUUAAGGUGUCUGUGGCAUAUACCAUAUUUAUUGAAAUCAUGUUUAAACUGAUUCCCUUAUUGGCUUUUUUGGCACCAUGCCAACCUGUGUUAUCUAGGCAAAUCCAGUAGCUUAUUUUGACAUUACCAUUUGCCCUGGUGGACUGCGGUGAGCAAAGGAGAGAUGAUCUGAUAUUUUCAAUAUGCCAGAUCUGUAUACACUCUGAUCUGCAAAGAAUUGGAGGUUUAAGUGGGCUUAACUGUAUACAUUUGAGUUCUUAGGUCUUUCAUACCUAAGUGUUUGUAGCAAUCCAGUUUGUAUCUCAAGAGCUUGUUACUUGUCUUGCUCACUCAGUUUGCAGUGGCUUUCCAAUUUGAGGAUGUGAUUUCAGGAAUACUUCACAAGGUGGAUAUUCAUAGUGUCUCUUCCGCAUCAAUACUUGCCUUAGAAAUUGCACAAAACUCACUCCUGUCUUUUCCCCUCAAGGUGUCCUUAUAACUUCAGCCAGACAUCAUUUCUCAGAUGAUUUUAUUGUCCAUUCAGGUUGCAGUACUUGACUUUCAAUUUAGUUGCUAGCUCAGCUAAAUAGUUGUUUAUCCAACUAAAAGCAUUCAAGCUUACAAUCUGAUAUUUAAUUUUCUAAUCUUGUAUUUUGUAAAGAAGCCUAUUUUGUUUUCAGUGGUCUCCCCUCUUAGCUAGUAUUUAAAACCAAGGAGCCUGUUUAUCUUGUUGAACAGAAUGACAGCAUGUGUUUGUAAAACUUUCAAAAUCUACAACCAACAAUUUAUUAUCAAUGAAACGAUUUUCUUGUUUAAAUCCAUGUGUAAAACAUGUAAGCAGCUGGUGGCCAACAGGUGGCACUUUAAUAUUGGGUUCACAAAUGUUGCACACUUGAGAUUACAAAUAUUUAUUUUGCCAUUUAAAUUAAAAUAUGAGUUUUUAAAUCUUA
Messenger RNA from Sceloporus undulatus (fence lizard), 1690 nucleotides. It is a transcript of the gene DPH3, whose product is annotated as diphthamide biosynthesis 3. The record is from RefSeq and is a predicted model, not a curated record. Gene Ontology annotation, biological process: protein histidyl modification to diphthamide. The transcript has 3 exons. Lineage: Eukaryota; Metazoa; Chordata; Lepidosauria; Squamata; Phrynosomatidae. Gene Ontology annotation, molecular function: metal ion binding. The coding region runs from base 127 to 375 and encodes 82 amino acids.